UAGGUAUUGUAUUGAAUCCAAACUUAACAUUCUAUUCUCCUCUCCGCGUGAUGCAGGAGGACACCAACUACUUGCCAACUGCUUAUUAACUGGUUGCUGCUAUGGACUCAACCGAGCUUGCCGAUCCUAAUGAGUUCCUUAUCUCAAGUUCAGCUACUUCAGUAGAGGAACCAAGUCAGCAAGAUAACUGCUUAGCAACUGCUUCUACUCCAAUAGUUAUAGAAGCAGGUGAGGAGAGUGAAGCUACGCAGCAGGAGGAGACUCCGACAAUACUACCUGUCCCCCUUACCCAGGCCAAAAGCAACAACUCCCUUACUUCGCUUCAUAUUGAGUAUAUACAGGAUCUCCCUGAGUACCCAGUAUCUCAUAUAUAUGGAUACACUUAUGUAGUAGCAGUUGGGGAUCGCUCACAGGAAGAGAUGGAGAAACUAGUCCAUGUCUAGGAACGGACUAGAGUAGGCACGGACUGAGGGGUAGGCACGGACCAGCCAGUAGGAAUGGGUUCUGGGCGGAAUCACCAAAAGGGUUCGCACAUCUCAAUGGACAUAUAAGACUGACUAUUCACGGAAUAAAACUCACUGAGCAAGCAUGGAAUUUGCUAGCAACCCACUUGGCCAAAGGGCCAAUCUAUUAGCACAAGAAAGACUACAAUUUUAUUGUGGAC
Molecule: messenger RNA, 664 nt
Organism: Aspergillus glaucus CBS 516.65
Lineage: Eukaryota; Fungi; Ascomycota; Eurotiomycetes; Eurotiales; Aspergillaceae
Exons: 2
Coding region: 102-443 (113 amino acids)
Source: RefSeq, a predicted model, not a curated record